AUGGCUAAUUCCACCAUGGUGACAGAAUUCCUUCUCAUGGAUUUUUCUGAUGUAUUGGAGUUAAGAAUUCUUCUUGCCUUCUGUUUUUUACUUACUUACUUGGCUACUUUGUUAGGAAAUCUGCUCAUUGUCACCACCACUACCCUUGACCAGAAACUCUACACACCCAUGUACUUCUUUCUGAGAAAUCUGUCCAUCCUCGACAUGUGCUAUGUUUCUGUCACUGUCCCCAAUGCCUGUGUUAACUGUAUCACUGAAAAUAGGGCCAUUUCAGUGACUGGCUGUGCGACUCAGGUCUUCCUUGUGUUUUGGUUUGCUAGUACAGAGCUACUUUUCCUCACCAUCAUGGCCCAUGACCGCUAUGUGGCCAUCUGCCAGCCCCUCCACUACUCAGUCGUCAUAAACUCCCUAUUCUGUGUCAGGAUGACAUUGAUUUCCACACUCUGUGGUCUCAUCUAUGCAAGCGUGCAUACUGGCAACACAUUCCGGCUCUCUUUCUGUCAGUCCAAUGUGAUCCACCAGUUCUUCUGUGACAUCCCCUCUCUACUGAGACUCUCCUGUUCUGAUACCUUUAACAACGAAAUACUGAUUCUAAUAUCUGCCAUUGGGAUGGGUGGUUGCUGCUUUAUUUUCAUUGCUGUAUCAUAUGUCCGCAUAUUUUCUACCGUGCUCAAAUUCCCAGCAAGAGAGCAAGGAAAGGCCUUCUCCACUUGUGUUCCCCACAUCCUUGUGGUUUCCAUCUUCCUCAGUUCUGGUGCCUAUGUGUAUAUGAAACGCUCAGUAACUUCUGACACAAUUCUGGACACGAUUCUUUCUAUAUUUUAUACUGUAGUUCCUCCUUUCUUGAAUCCUAUCAUUUACAGUCUGAGAAACAAACAAGUAAAGGAAGCUGUAAGUAAAGUUAUAUUAAGAAAUUUUUGUUUAGGGAAAUUAUAA
Molecule: messenger RNA, 936 nt
Organism: Erinaceus europaeus (western European hedgehog)
Lineage: Eukaryota; Metazoa; Chordata; Mammalia; Eulipotyphla; Erinaceidae
Product: olfactory receptor 14C36-like
Exons: 1
Coding region: 1-936 (311 amino acids)
Biological process (GO): G protein-coupled receptor signaling pathway
Cellular component (GO): membrane
Molecular function (GO): G protein-coupled receptor activity; olfactory receptor activity
Source: RefSeq, a predicted model, not a curated record